UCUAAACACUGCAGACAACAUGGCGGCCACCAUCAGGACACUAUGCUGUUCGGUGUUGAGAAACCACGGCAGGCAGUUCAGCACCACAUGUGGCGUUCAGGGUGGAGAGAAAUGGAGAAAAGAACAUGGACUUGCUCGAAGCGGCACAGAGUAUGGACCUCUCACUGAUCUGCCCGACUGGUCGUUUGCAGAUGGAAGACCAGCUCCCCCGCUGAAAGGCCAGCUGAGAAGACAACAAGGGAGAGAAGAUUUAGCUAGACGUAUCGUGAUGCUGAGCACAGAGAUGGACAGAGGAGUCGAGGUGUGGAAGGAGAAAGAGGAGGAGGCCAAAAGAAUGGAGGAGCACAGAAAGUCUCUUUUAUUCAAACCUAAAGGGAAACUCUUAUUGAAGAAGAAAUCUCAAAGUUAAAAUCCAAUUGUCGCCACAGCCAUUUGUUAAUAUUCCUGAAUCCCUGAAAUAAAUUUGUAUUGUAUGUGUA
Molecule: messenger RNA, 479 nt
Organism: Solea senegalensis (Senegalese sole)
Lineage: Eukaryota; Metazoa; Chordata; Actinopteri; Pleuronectiformes; Soleidae
Gene: mrpl52
Product: mitochondrial ribosomal protein L52
Exons: 5
Coding region: 20-409 (129 amino acids)
Biological process (GO): mitochondrial translation
Cellular component (GO): mitochondrial large ribosomal subunit
Molecular function (GO): structural constituent of ribosome
Source: RefSeq, a predicted model, not a curated record